AUGAAUGUAUCUCGUCUUCCUAAACCAGUAGCAGCGUAUGCCUUGGAAAAAAUAUCGUCAUGUUUUGAAAAGUGCAAGGAAUUGGCUGACAAGACCGGAUGUCCGCUCAAUCUAGAAGCGUUUAACUUUCAUCAAAUGAAAUCAGAGUUAUACAAUGUUCUUCUGGUUCUGGAUGAAAGUAUGCACAAAUCAUUUAUCGUAGAAGCACAAUCUUCAAUAUACGGAGUAUAUUAUCCCAAGCCCGAGCACGAUCUCAGCAAGAUAAUCAUGGUUUAUCCUUCAGAAUUGCGGUUGUUGAGUGCUCUAAACGGUGAACUUUCCAAUAGAAGGAAGCCCAACGAGGACAACGAGGAUGUGAGACUAUUGAUAAGGACAUUUUAUACCCGAAAUAGUAUUCAUGCUAUUAAUAACUUCCUCCGGGAAUCCACUGGGAUCUAUGAAAGAUUAAUCUGGAUCAUCGUAUUGACAGUCACCGUAAUAGGUUGGAUUUACGUAAGUUCGAUUAUAUCACAACGAUAUACGGAGGGAACCUUUCAAACAGUCGUUGCCAGUACAACAUACCCAGUCUAUAAAAUAGCCUUUCCAACAAUCACAAUUUGCAAUAAUAACCGUUUGAAUUGGAGCCGCCUUCAAGCUGCUAAAGAGCACUUCCUUCCUGGCGAAACGAACGAGAAAAAAUUAGAUCUUUUCACUCGAUUUGUUGCCAUCUUCGAUGGAAUGGCUUUCGGGAAGUUCGACAGCAUCGGAAGUGUCUCUGACGACUUCCUUCAAUCGUUGAAUGGAAUAAAUUUCACUCAAGUUGUGACAUUCAUGGCGUGGACUUGUGAGGAAUUUUUGGACAAUUGCAGAUGGCGUUAUGAUGAAAUUAAAUGUUGUGAAGAAUUUGAACUGCAGAGGAGUGAAAUUGGUGCGUGUUAUGUUUUCAAUGGUUUAGAAAGUGAACAUUCGAAAAUGAGACAGAUUGCUGAUAAAUAUUAUCCAUACCAUAAUUCGAACUAUGAACCGAAGAGUGGAUUGCAAGUGAGGCUAAUGAUAAGACCGGAAGAUCAUUUGCCGUCCAGUGACUUAGAAAAGGGAAUACUUGUUACAAUUCAUGAACCACCAGUUUGGUCUACCAAUCCUUUUUUUAUACCGUGGAAUACACAGACAUCGAUUGAAGUAGAUCCUGUGAUUUAUUUCACUGAUGAAGAAACUAGAGUUGUGCCGUCGGGAUUGAGGAAGUGUGUUUUCCAAGAUGAACGUAACAGCGAAGACUUCAAGUCUCUACCGGGUCACGUUUACAUGAUCGAGAAUUGCUUUUCUCAAUGCCAUCAAGAGCACCUGAUGCGCUACUGUAAUUGCACCUUGGAUCUUCUUUUUCCUGUAGGUGACUAUCCACCAUGUCAAGCGUCCGACUUUCAAUGUAUCUACAACCAUCGAGAUUUCUUCCGUUACACAAAACGUAAGGGCGAAGACGAAUACGUCUCUAACCGGCACACAGGGAUGACAUGCAAGUGCUUCCGCAAUUGCAUCUCAUUGAAUUACAUCAACGAAGUGCGUCCCACCUAUCUACCAGCUAAUAUCCUUAACAAUUCGUCCUACGUGGAUCUCGAUAUAUAUUAUCGCUUCGAUUCGAUUAUUCAGUAUCGUACAAGUUUAGUCUUUGGUUGGGUGGAUUUAGUUGUGUCCUUUGGAGGAAUAGCUGGCCUGUUUCUUGGAUGUUCGCUAAUUAGUGCUGUGGAAAUUCUUUAUUUUCUUUGUGUUGACAUUCCGAAAUUUGUCUAUGGACGUUUUAAAAGACGAAGGAUUAUCACCCCAAGAACGAGGACUACUCCUCCUCGGCGUUUGAUGGUGGUGAAUCAACAUCAGCAUGAGUAUCAGCAGCAAGAGAUAAAACGUUGGGCUGAAGGAUACCAUCAUCUUCCUAAAGUACCAAGGCAAUGGUAUAAUCGACACAUUUUUCAUGUAAAUGAACAGAAUUUCAAGUAA
Eupeodes corollae is the source of this 1968-nucleotide messenger RNA. Its product is annotated as pickpocket protein 19-like. Gene Ontology annotation, molecular function: ligand-gated sodium channel activity. Lineage: Eukaryota; Metazoa; Arthropoda; Insecta; Diptera; Syrphidae. Gene Ontology annotation, biological process: sodium ion transmembrane transport. The record is from RefSeq and is a predicted model, not a curated record. Gene Ontology annotation, cellular component: membrane. The transcript is spliced from 8 exons. Bases 1 to 1968 code for a protein of 655 amino acids.